AUGCCGCCACAGAACUCGAUUGAGUUGACCACCAAGCCGGACGGAGAGAAUGGUGCUACGGGGAAACUUUUGGCUGCCAACGGGAAUGGCGAUACGGUGAAGAGCAAGGAAGAUCCACCAACGACGACCCUGAUCGUACCUCCGGAUGGUGGCUGGGGCUGGCUGGUGAUGGUUGCGUCCUUUUUCUGCAACGUGAUCGUGGACGGUAUUGUGAUGAACGUUGGCAGCUUCCUGGAUCCGAUAAGGAACGAGUUCGGCGUCAGUGAGGCGGAAGUAGCCCUAGUCAGCUCACUGUUGAGCGGGUUUUACCUGCUGACGGGUCCGUUCGUGAGUGCGCUUGCGAAUCGUUGGGGCUUCCGGAUUGUCACGAUCAUCGGUGCGAUAGUGGCCGCGCUUGGGUUCUUCGCCUCGCAGUACGCAACGAACAUAAUAUUCCUGUACGUGACGUUCGGGUUUGUCGGUGGUGUAGGAUUCUGCUUCAUUUACGUACCGUCGGUCAUUACCGUGGGAUAUUACUUCGAAAAGUGGCGCGCGGUGGCUACGGGAAUUGCUCUUUGCGGCUCGGGUGUCGGUACGUUCAUCUUCGCACCGGUGAACGCAAUGCUGAUCGAGUCACUUGGUUGGCGCAGUGCGCUUGUCGCACAGGCCGCCAUUAUACUGCUGUGCAUUGCGUGUGGCGCUAUCUUCCGGCCGAUCCAACCGACUGAGGUGACGGCCACGAAGAACGACGAUACUCCGGCGGAUAAGGGUAUCCUGCUGGGUGAGGGAUUACCGGUUGUGUACACCCGACCUCUGCCCGAAGGCCGAUACGCAUACUCGAUGCCAAACAGUUCGCACAAUACGUGGAUGGGAGCGAACCCGAACUACCAGUACCCGACGGCUGCCGAGAUCUUCCGGCAGGGCAGUGGGCACAAUCUCGAUCGGCGGCCAUCGCACACCUCCGGACAGCUGGUGAGCCACAAUCUGCAAAGCACCACCAAGAAGCUGGAGAAGAUCCAGAAACGUCUCGCGGGACAGAUGACACCGGACGAUACGAUUCAUGCGCACGGAUUCUCCACGGCACAUCACGAGCUGAAUCCGGUCGGUGAGGCGGACGAGGAAGAGACGGAGAAUGGAACACUCUUGACCGGACCGGAACAACAGGCGGCCACCAUUACGUCCGCAUCCGCACGUCGCCACACCGUGUCGGGGCGUCGACCCAACGAACCGGCCAACUCGCGGCAUGGUUCGCGCCGUACACUCAACGAUGGUGCCCGGCCAAUGUAUCGUGACGAUAUCUUUUUCACCGGUUCACUUGCACGAAUUCCACAGUACAAGUCGCAGACUUCGCUCGGAUAUCACAUGUCUGUGACGCGGUUGCCCACUCAGGCCGACGUUGAAGAAACGGAAACCGAACAGUGCAUGGUAUGUCCGGAAGCGGUCCGCCGCACGCUGGCUACCAUGUUGGACAUGUCGCUGCUGAAGUCACCCUCGUUCAUGAUGCUAGCCUUCAGUGGGUUCCUCACGAUGAUGGGCUUUUUCGUGCCGUUCCUGUACGUGAAGCAACGCGCCGUGGCUGGUGGAAUGGGGGAUGAAGUGUCGACGUUUAUCGUAUCGGCUAUUGGUAUUUCCAACACCAUUGCUAGGGUGGUCUGUGGAUUACUGACGUCCUUCAAGAAUAUAAACGCACUACAUCUGAACAACGUUGCCAUCACGCUAGGAGGUAUCGCGACAAUGAUCAGUGGGUUCUACAUUACCGAGGCUUACCAGUUUACGUACGCGGGCAUCUUUGGACUUGCCAUUGCAUGUUUCUCUGCCCUCCGUUCUAUUCUGGUGGUCGAUCUAAUGGGGCUGGAGAAGCUUACCAACGCCUUCGGCAUACUGUGCCUGUUCCAGGGUAUCGCUGCGUUCCUCGGUGCACCGAUUGCUGGAUAUUUCACGGAGCUGACCGGUAGCUAUGAUGCUUCGUUUUACAUUUGCGGUGCACUUAUUACACUGUCGGCCGUUCUUUGCUACCCGCUGGCCAUUGUGAACCGAUGGGAGAAGCAACGUGCCGCUAAGAAGGACUCACAGAAAGUUUAA
Messenger RNA from Anopheles moucheti, 2061 nucleotides. Its product is annotated as monocarboxylate transporter 9-like. The coding region runs from base 1 to 2061 and encodes 686 amino acids. The transcript has 4 exons. Gene Ontology annotation, biological process: monocarboxylic acid transport; transmembrane transport. Gene Ontology annotation, molecular function: monocarboxylic acid transmembrane transporter activity. The record is from RefSeq and is a predicted model, not a curated record. Lineage: Eukaryota; Metazoa; Arthropoda; Insecta; Diptera; Culicidae.